Molecule: messenger RNA, 2319 nt
Organism: Uloborus diversus
Lineage: Eukaryota; Metazoa; Arthropoda; Arachnida; Araneae; Uloboridae
Gene: PGAP5
Product: metallophosphoesterase 1-like
Exons: 10
Coding region: 304-1440 (378 amino acids)
Biological process (GO): GPI anchor biosynthetic process
Molecular function (GO): hydrolase activity
Source: RefSeq, a predicted model, not a curated record
ACGUAUUUGUUUACAGGAAAAACAGAAUAUUGUUAUGUGCGUGUGGAAGUUGUAUUUUUACAUUUGUGAUAUUAAAAGAUUCUUUUAAGUUUUUUUAAAAAACCAAAAAUACUUUGAAAACGCUUCCAACGACCCUGUCGUAAAAGUAUUCCAUUCUAAUGACAUUUUCUCCGAUUUAAACAGAUAAUCUUAAUUUCUUCAUCCCGGUGUGUUUACGUGUUCACUUUCAGUGUCAAUAUGCAGUUUCUAGAACUCUUGUGAUAUUUUCAAUCCUUAACAUGAGAUACUUAUGCCCCAAAUUGAAUGCUGAAGCUGAGAGUAAUGCGUUGUGUACGUUGCGUGAAUUGGUGGCAUUUAGGAAAGGCUCUUCUCCUCAUUGGCUUUUUAUUCUUCUUAUGCGAAAUUCUGAUUUAUUACAUUGUAUUGCUACAAUGUACUUGGCCUCAAAUUCAGACUCAUACAAGGCAUUCAACAGUAAAAGCAGUGUUGCUUGCUGACACACAUUUACUUGGACCUCGUUUUGGGCACUGGUUUGACAAAUUAAGAAGGGAGUGGCAGAUGUAUAGAACAUUCCAAACUACAAUGACUCUGCAUAAUCCUCACGUAGUUUUCAUUUUAGGGGAUGUUUUUGAUGAAGGUCAGCAUUGCACCGAAGAGGACUUUAACAAUUAUGUAAAAAGAUUCCAUAGCUUAUUUUUUGUUCCUGAAAACACAAAACUUUACGUUGUGAUUGGAAAUCAUGAUAUUGGCUUCCACUAUCACAUUUCAGAUUAUCUGAAAGAAAGGUUUGAGAAAUCAUUUAAUAUAUCAUCUGUAGAAAUGAUAACCAUAAAAAACAACGUAUUUGUUCUAGUCAACAGUAUGGCACUGCAUGGUGAUGAUUGCUUCCUUUGCAAACCAGCUGAGGAGAAAUUGCGAGAAAUAUCUAAUAUUUUAAGAUGCUCAAAGGGAGAUGAAGACAUAGAAUGUAAAAAGUUUGGACCAUUACCAGCAUUUAGCCCUCCAAUUUUUCUUCAGCAUUUUCCCCUUUUUCGUCCUUCAGAUGCUCACUGCAGAGAAUCUGACUCUGCGCCGGAGGAAAUAAUAAAUGAACCCUUCCGUGAAACUUGGGAAUGUCUUUCAAGGGAGUCCACCAGCAAAGUUUUAAGUCUCUUGGAACCUCGAGCUGUCUUCAGUGGCCAUACUCAUCAUGGUUGUUUCACUAUGCACAAGGAAAAAAUUCCAGAGUGGACUAUACCGUCCUUCAGUUGGAGGAAUAAGAAGAAUCCCAGCUUUAUCCUGGCAACUUUUGCUCCAGACGCAUUUAGGAUAAACAAGUGUCACAUGCCAAAUGAAAAUACUGUAAUUGAUCUGUAUAUAGUUGGCAGCUUGUUUAUUCUGAUUUGGAUGUAUGUUACAAGAGGCAGGUUUUUCAAAGGUUCAUCUUUUAAAGAUAAGUAACUACUAAAUAAAUGUGCAGACAAAUAUAGUGCUAAGCUUUUGUCUUUCACUCUCAAGUACAAUUCUGGACUACAUCGUGUGCAGAAUCGAGAAAUCUGCUCGAAAUAGAGGUACUUUUACGUUAAAGGUAUGUCACUCCACAUUUUUAGCCUUGGCAAUCAUUUUUCAUUUUAUUUUCGAUCGCCAUGUUCGGUCAAAGUUACAUAGAAAGUACUUAUUUGAUGAUGCCAUGCAAUUAUUUGUAUUUUUUAAUUUUCAAAUCACAGCAAGCCUUGAAAUAAUUCUAUAAGUUCCUUCAAAGUGAAAAAAAUCCACUAAAUUGUUAAACACAACUCUGUUAAAAGUAAAAUAAUCCACCAAUUUUUAUUUUUUUAACGAUUAAAAAACGAGGAAAAAAAAUACCCCUUAAAGUCCAUGUUGUGUCUACCCUCUCCCCCCCCCCAGGAAAAUUUCAAAUUUAGUUUUAAGAAUGCAUUUUAAAUUUAUAUUUUUCAAAAACUUGCAAUUCCACUUUAGGAUUGCAAUUUCACUGACCGCCCCCCCCCCCCACCCCCACCCCCACUGCUUAAAGUAGUUCGCCAAAUCAACUAGAAAUGUUUUUGACAUGUAAAAUAAUCAGUCAAAUAUAUUUUAUAUAUAUUCAGUUAUAAAUAAACAUUGAAAAUCCCAUUAUGAUGUAAAGUUAGAAGAAGGGGAGCAAAUGUGGCAACAAUAUAAUUGUAAUUUUUCAGUUUUUGCCAAGGUAACAAGUAAACAAGUUGCCAAGCCAAGUGACAUACCUAUAAUAUAAAAGUACCAAAAUAUGAGUUAUCCUGGUUUUUGGAACUGUAUAAAUUUUAUUGCAUUUUGUACAAGUUAUACUGUUAAAUAAAUUUAUAU